Emericellopsis atlantica is the source of this 594-nucleotide messenger RNA. Its product is annotated as acyl-CoA N-acyltransferase. The transcript has a single exon. Bases 1 to 594 code for a protein of 197 amino acids. The record is from RefSeq and is a predicted model, not a curated record. Gene Ontology annotation, molecular function: acyltransferase activity, transferring groups other than amino-acyl groups. Lineage: Eukaryota; Fungi; Ascomycota; Sordariomycetes; Hypocreales; Bionectriaceae.
AUGUCCAUCCGCCCUGCUACAGAAGCAGACAUCCCCGCCCUCCUCGCCGUCUUCCUCUCCGCCUUCUCCACCUCCGCCUUCAACACCAUCUGCUUCCCAGACGCCGACCCCCUCUCGCACCAGUCACAUCGCGCCCUCAUCGCCUCCAACCUCGCCCACAUCACCCUCCUCGAGCACUCUUCUUCCGACGGCACCACUAAGGAAGUACUAGGCUGGAUGAGCUGGAAGCGCCGCGACGACACGACCCGCCACGUCGUCCGCGCAGAAGACUUCCCCCCCAGCGGCGAUCCAGAACUCGCCAGACGCUUCUUCCAGGCCAACGUGGACGCCGCGUUUCGCCACAUGCAACCGCCGUACUUCCAUCUGAGUAUCAUUGUCGUCCACCGCGACGCGCAGAGUCUGGGCGUGGGAGGACAGCUCAUGCGCCACGGAUUGGCGCGCGUCGAUGAGGAGGGUCUGGCGAGUUAUGUCAACGCCUCACGCGCGGGCAAGGGGUUAUAUGCGCGACAUGGGUUCCAGACGGUGGAGGAGACGCAUUUGGGGGAGGACAUUGCCAUCUGGCAUAUGAAGAGGGACGCGAAUCUUCAUUCUUGA